Messenger RNA from Vollenhovia emeryi, 2958 nucleotides. It is a transcript of the gene DppIII, whose product is annotated as dipeptidyl peptidase 3. The transcript has 4 exons. Bases 85 to 2442 code for a protein of 785 amino acids. Gene Ontology annotation, molecular function: metalloexopeptidase activity; dipeptidyl-peptidase activity. Gene Ontology annotation, cellular component: cytoplasm. The record is from RefSeq and is a predicted model, not a curated record. Gene Ontology annotation, biological process: proteolysis. NCBI's taxonomy places the organism in Eukaryota, Metazoa, Arthropoda, Insecta, Hymenoptera, Formicidae.
UCGGACCCGCGCUAUUUGUUUAUACACGACGUUAUUUGUCGCGCUCCACGCCACUUCGCCGCGGGUCCCUUUUACGUUCGCGCUAUGUCGAGAUCGAGAGUCUCGAGCGCGUUUAUUAGGUUAAUCGCGAACCGCGGAGGAUCGCGUCUCGCGCUGCCGCGUGCCGCGGGGGUCGCUCGCGGGGCGGAGGCUGUCCGGGAUUCGACCGGCGAGCUGUACUCGCGUGCGCAACGGCCGUACGCGACAAUGAGCGUGGAUAUCACUUUGUUCACUUUGCCGAACAACCAGCCGGUUGUCGCGCUGGAGUGCGACACUGCGUUCCAGUCGUUAACGCAGAAGGAAAAGUUGUACGCUCACUACCUGAGCCAGGCCGCGUGGAACGGAGGACUGAUAGUAUUGAUACAGACGUCGCCAGAGUCGCCGCUGAUAUUCGCGUUGCUGCACAAGAUUUAUCUCGCGGAGCCUGUCGACGAGCUGAAAGAAGCCGCCCUGCGCGUCGGCGUCAGCGAGCAUGACUUUACGGCCUUCCUGGUCUACAGCUGCGGGCUGUUCGCAAACGCGGGAAACUACAAAGCCAUGGGCGACACUAAAAUCAUCCCGAAUUUGCAUAAAAGUGCGUUCGAGACGAUCUUGAAGGCUUCGAAGGCUUACAGGAAUGAUUCCAAGGAGCUGCAGGAUAUAUGGGAUAACAUUUCGAACACUCUGUAUUCUUUGGACGGCAAAUUGAAGUCAUUGGGAUUGGGUGAUAAGGGGGUGACGACGUAUUUCUCCGCAAACUGCACCAAGGAGGACGCGGACAGAGUCAACGCGUUCAUGCAGCACAAGGGACUGGAGUCCUGCAACGCGAGGUGCUUCAAGACGGUGGCGCGGGAUCCCGUGGGUGACGGUAACGUCGACGUGUACGAGAUCAAACUGGCGUCGGUGGAGACGUCGGACAAACCCGGGGUGACGCUGCCCGAGGAAGCGUACGGGAACGCCAAGUUCAAGAUCACGAGGGGGGACUACAGCAAACUCAUGGUGCCGGUCGUGGAAAAUCUCGAGAGGGCCAAGGAGUACGCGUCCAAUCAGAUUGAAAAGGAUAUGCUGGGCAAAUACGUGGAUCAUUUCAGAACGGGAUCUCUGGACGAUCACAUGGACGGCUCUCGUCUCUGGAUAAAGGACAAGGGACCGUCCAUCGAGACGUACAUCGGCUUCAUAGAGACGUACCGAGACCCCGCGGGUCAGCGAGGCGAGUUCGAGGGCUUCGUGGCGAUGGUGAACAGGCAGAUGUCCGAGAAAUUCACCACGCUGGUCAACAGGGCCGAGGAAUUCAUCCCCAAGCUACCUUGGAACGAGGAUUUCGAGAAGGACACGUUCCUGAGGCCGGACUUCACCUCUCUCGACGUUCUGACGUUCGCGGGCUCCAGCAUUCCGUCGGGGAUAAAUAUCCCGAAUUACGACGAGAUCAGGCAGUCCGAGGGCUUCAAGAACGUGUCGUUGGGGAACGUGAUACCCGCGCAUAUGAAGGACACUCACGCGAUCCCGUUUCUAUCGGACGCCGAUCAGGAACUGAUGCAGAAGUACAGAAUAUCCAGCUUCGAGGUGCAGGUCGGUCUGCACGAGCUCCUCGGCCACGGUACCGGUAAAUUGUUCAAGCAGACCGGGCCGGACACCUACAACUACGACCGCGACAACGUGAAGAAUCCUCUCACCGGCGGUAAAAUAGACAAGUUCUUCCAGAAAGGGGAGACCUACGAUUCCAAGUUCGGCUCUAUGGGAUCCACGUACGAGGAGUGCAGGGCGGAGGCGGUCGGUCUUUACCUGAGCCUGGAGAGAGAGGUGCUGAGCAUAUUCGGCCACGAGGGACAGGUGGCGGAGGAUAUUAUCUACGUCAACUGGCUGUCCCUGCUGUGGAGCGGUUUCGCCAAGGCCUUCGAGAUGUAUCAGCCCGCCACGCAAACGUGGUCCCAGGCUCACUCUCAGGCGCGUUACGUUCUGCUCAGAGUGUGCCUGGAGGCGGGCGAGGACUUUGUCAACGUGGUCGAGACCGAGGGAGGGAAGAACCUCCGUAUAAUUGUCGACCGGAGCAAGAUCUCCACGGUCGGCAAGAAGGCCAUCGGUGAUUUUCUCCUCAAGCUGCAGGUUUACAAGAGCAUGGGCGACGUCGAGUCGGCCGAGAGGAUGUACGGCAGGUACAGCGAGGUGCCGGAGAGCGGGCCGCAUCCGUGGGCCCGCUGGAGAGACGUGAUCCUGUCUCGCAAGGAACCGAGGAAGAUCUUCGUCCAAUCGAAUACGUUUAUCGACGGCUUCGAUUCCAAUAACGUGAUACUCAAGAAUUACGAGUCGUCGUACACGGGGCUUAUUCAAUCGUGGACCGAGAGAUUCCCAAGCUCAGACAUAUCUCGAACGCUGAUUGAACUCUGGAACAAAGACAAGCAUCACUUUGCGUCGGCGAACAAUUAAUCGGGGCAGUUAACGGUCCGGGUCGUAAAGAAUUCCGUGUAACCGUCGUCGGCGUUCGUGUUUACCAGAACGGCCGAUGUUACCCGGUUUAAAAUAUUACUUUUUUACACUGUUCAAUUUUUUACACGACAUACGCAACGAUUGUCUCGUUUCAAGGUUGAAUGUGUAUGUACAUAUGGUAUGUGACAGUUUUAACUUUUUUCAAGCCACGCGAUUGCGAGAGUAUCACAUCGCGAUCCGUACUCCGAUCUACGCGCGACUGCUCGACGUUUUUGCUUUUUAUCCGUUUUUUUUUUAGAAUAUUCCACAAGGUAAUGGAGUAUUGUAAGAUGCCUUUGACCCGUCUUUUGGGUCAUAUAGCGCUAAACGUCGCGGACAAGAGUACGGGGGGGGGGGGGAUGCAUUUAAAGAGAAUAUGCUGAACUUGUGUGUGGAACACAAAGAUAACUGUAUGUUACAUAAAAUAUACAAUUACUUUAUAAAUUACUUUAUAAAUACAAGUUGAGGCAUUCGUAA